Molecule: messenger RNA, 1722 nt
Organism: Coffea eugenioides
Lineage: Eukaryota; Viridiplantae; Streptophyta; Magnoliopsida; Gentianales; Rubiaceae
Exons: 2
Coding region: 1-1722 (573 amino acids)
Source: RefSeq, a predicted model, not a curated record
AUGAGUGCAAGAGAAGAGAAAAAUAUGGACACUAUUGUUCAUUUCACGCAUCGACAUCCACUUAGCAUCUCAACAAUCCAAUGUCGAGCAAGACAUAAUGAUCGAUGUGGCAUGUGCUCGGAAAUCCUUGAUCCAAUUGCCAGAGUUUAUGCUUGUCAAGGUUGUUCAUUCUUCUUACACGAACAUUCUGCUGAAUUGCAGCUGGAUAUUUCACACCCCUUUCAUCCCCAUCGCCUUCAUCAUCACAUUGAUCCUAUUGCUAUUGGGAGAGGGUGCGACGCUUGCAGCUCUCGUGGAUCUUAUCCGUUCAAAAGCUGGUACCGAUGUGAAGAGGCUGACUGCUCCUUUAGUUUGCAUUUGAAGUGUGCUCUGUUAAAACCUUCUCAUGAUCAUCAUCGAGUAGAGGCGCUACAGAAUUCUCACGGGCAUUCUCUACUUGUUUGCGACAGGCCAAAUGUUUUGCAUUACUCUUGCACUCGCUGUGACACUGAAUUUGGAGAUGAUGACAAGAUUUACGUUUGUCUUGAAUGCAAAUGCAUGUUAGAUGAGCCGUGUGCUGCUCAUGGGCAGGAAAUCAGGCAUCCCUUUCACUCUCAACAUACUCUCUCUCUCGUUCUCUAUUAUUUGCGUCCACCUCGUUGCUGCAGCCUCUGUGGUGGCGGUGGAAGGAAUGGUUAUUUCUUCACUUGUUCUUCAUGUGAUUUUUGCCUCGAUGUUGAUUGUGCCAACUUGGGCGAGACUACCACAAUCUGCAAAGCCGACCAAGGGCAUAUUCAAAUCCAACCUGUAACCCACCCCCAUCCCUUGAUUCAAGUGGAAGUAAUGAUUAGCAUGAAGAAUUUCAGGACCUGCUGCUUUGCUUGCGGCCUCCGCUUUGAGGAUCUUGUUUACGCUUGCCUUUCAUGCGGAAUCCUACUCCAUAAAUCCUGUACUGAUUUGCCUAACGAAAUCACUAGCCAUUUGCACCCGAACCACUUGCUCAAACUUGUCAAAAACUCUUUCUGGUUCCACAAGAGAUUUUCUUGUCGAGUGUGCUUACAAUCUACCGGCCACUUUUUCUACGACUGCGAAGAACGUGACUUUGGGUUGGAUGUCAAGUGUACAAGAUCUGCAUUCCCACUUGUAAUGUCCAAAUACCACGAACACGCUCUUGCUUACAUUGACAUUCAAACGCAUAAUUUUGAGUGUGUUUUGUGUAUUGGUAUUUGCAGACAAUUUUACUUCAGGUGUUUACGCUUGGAUUGCAACUUCAGCAUCCACGAUCACUGCUAUCCAUCGCUGCCACCGACCAUCAAAGAUGAUUGCCACAUACAUCCCCUGACAUUUGCCAAUUAUCCAAUCAGGGGGGUUCCAGAUGAUCCGGAGGAAGAAGCAGAAUUGUAUUGCUAUGCCUGUGAAGAAGGACGAGCAUUCAACCGUAUCACAUAUUUCUGUUCAUCAUGCCACUUUGUUGCUCAUGUUCAUUGCGUGAUAACAGCGAUCAUAUCUUACCUGCACAAGGAGCCUAAUCACUUGGCCACUACUAGCAUUGGAGAACAAUUGGGGUCUACCGGUGAUUCAGCUGAUGAGGAAGCAGUUCUGCACCAACAAGACGAGGAAAUUAUGAGACUCGAAAAGGAUGUGCAAGCACUAAUGGCAAAAAUAGGAGAACUUACAAAAAGACGUUAUGAGCAUAUUUCAAAGCGAACUACGUCCAAAAGAAAGUUCCUGUUGGAAAAAUGA